AAAAUGUAAUAACACCACAAGGAGCUCGCCUUCAUAUUCCAGACAGAAGGUGGUGUGAAACUGUAGAUUCUCUCUCUGAAACGGUGCUUUUCGUGUAUCCUUCAGAGAUUCCUUGUUGCAGUUAGUCCCCAAAGCGGAGUAAUAUUUUGUUAGUAUUUACAGUGUGGUUGUUGCAUGCUUUCUUGAUAUACAAGAUCGCAUGUGUAGUUGAUUAUUUCAAGCAGCGAAAAUUGUCUUCUACGGUGAUCAACCGUUUUCGCAUUCGGCACUGUGAGGUCUUCUGUUGGGCCCUGAUGAUUGGGGCUUGAAGGCUUCUGUUCUGAAUUCCCAUUGGACUGAUGGAAUGUCCAUCUUACUAAAACAAGUGAAAACGGAGACUUCAGUGGUCACUUCCAGUGGAACGACGGAUCAAAGGCAAAAGGCUGAACUCUGAAAGCUGGAACUGAAGAUUGCUUUAAACAAGCAAGUCCUUGAAGAAGGCGUUCUCGAGUCAUGAUGCAAGAGUCGGGGGCGGAGGCCACGAGUAACGGCUCCGUCUGUCAGAACGGAGCGAGUGCGGAGGUCAGCGCGAGGGACCCCAGGCCCAAGAGCGAGACCCCUUCUGUGGACAUCACGGCGGCUGACCUCGCCCAUUUCCAGCAACACCAGGCUUUACAAGUUGCACGACAGAUACUACUUCAGCAGCAGCAGCAGCAGCAGCAACAACAACAACAGCAACUGCAGAGUAGCUCUCUCAAGUCUCCCAAGACCAAUGAGAAGCCAGCAGGCCUACAGGUCCCAGUUUCAGUGGCUAUGAUGACACCACAGGUGAUAACUCCACAGCAGAUGCAGCAGAUUCUCCAGCAGCAGGUCCUGAGCCCUCAGCAGCUCCAGGUUCUUCUUCAGCAGCAACAGGCCCUCAUGUUACAGCAGCAGCAACUUCAAGAGUUUUACAAAAAACAACAGGAACAGCUACACCUUCAACUCCUCCAGCAGCAGCAUGCAGGGAAACAGAGUAAAGAGCCUCAGGUCUCCCAGCAGUUGGUCUUCCAGCAGCAGCUCCUGCAGGUCCAGCAGCUCCAGCAGCAGCACCUGCUCAACCUGCAGAGACAGGGCCUGCUGUCCAUCCAGCCUGGGCAGAGCGCCUUGCCCCUGCACUCUCUCACUCAGGGCAUGAUUCCAGCGGAACUUCAGCAGCUGUGGAAGGAGGUGACGAACGCUCCCGUAAAGGAGGAGAACAGCGGCAACAGCCACGGCAGCCUGGACCUGUCUUCGCCCUCCGCCCCGAAAAACCCGCACCUCAACCACCACGCGUCCACCAACGGCCAGUACAUGGGCCCGUCGCUGAAGAGAGAGAUCUCCACGCUGGAUGACCACCCCCACCCCCACCCUCACCCGCACCCGCACCCCCACUCCCACCCCCACCACAGUCACCCGCUCUACGGACAUGGGGUGUGCAAGUGGCCCGGGUGCGAGGCUGUGUUUGACGACUUUCAAUCAUUCCUCAAGCAUCUUAAUAACGAGCAUGCGUUGGACGACAGGAGUACGGCGCAGUGUCGAGUACAGAUGCAGGUCGUUCAGCAGCUAGAACUGCAGCUAGCAAAAGACAAAGAACGUCUGCAAGCUAUGAUGACUCAUCUACAUGUCAAAUCCACUGAGCCCAAACCAGCCCCACAGCCACUGAACCUGGUGUCGAACGUGACCCUCUCCAAAACGGCCCCCGAGGCCUCCCCUCAGAGUUUACCUCACACUCCCACCACACCCACCACGCCCCUCACCCCCCUGUCCCAGGGCCCCUCGGUCAUUACCCCCAACAACCUGCACAGUGUGGGACCAAUCCGCAGACGCUACUCAGAGAAGUACAACAUCCCCAUCUCCCCAGACAUUGUUCAGAACAAAGAGUUUUACAUGAACGCUGAAGUAAGACCCCCCUUUACGUAUGCCUCACUAAUAAGGCAGGCCAUUCUUGAAUCGCCAGAAAAGCAGCUAACACUAAAUGAAAUCUACAACUGGUUCACGCGAAUGUUCGCAUAUUUCAGGCGCAAUGCUGCAACAUGGAAGGGUGCCGUUCGCACCAACCUUUCGCUGCAUAAGUGCUUUGUGAGAGUAGAGGAUGAGUUUGGGUCCUACUGGACCGUUGAUGACGAGGAGUUUAAGCACGGCCGCCACGUACAGAGGGGCCGGCCGCGGAAACAAGGCAUGGAGGAGAACUCUGACGAGCUCCUCGUACAAAGCCCUGCCCUGGUGAAGAACAUACAGACCAGUCUGGGCUAUGGUCCAAGUCUCUCUGCUGCCUUCCAGGCUUCGAUGGCGGAAAAUAACAUACCUCUAUACACUACUGCUUCCAUGGGAAGUCCCACUCUCAACUCCCUGGCGAGCGUCUUUCGAGAGGAGAUGAACGGGGCGAUGGACCAUGGGAACAGUAACGGCAGCGACAGCAGUCCCGGGCGAUCCCCUUUGCCAGCUAUGCAUCAUAUCAACGUUAAAGAGGAACCACUGGACCCUGAGGACCACGAAGGUCCGCUUUCCCUCGUGACGACAGCCAACCACAGCCCAGACUUCGACCACAACCGAGAUUACGAGGACGACCAGGGGAACGAUGACAUACAAUAGGCUUGUCCAAGGUCCCCAACCCCCCCGUCCCCCCUCCCCAAGCACCACCACCCCCCGUCCCCCCCCGUCCCCCAGAGACAGAACUAACUCGGAUCAUCUGUGUCUUUCCACAGAUAAAAUUGAUUAUUAAAUAAAUAAAGGCUGGGAUCUCAGUCUUCUUGUUGACAGCUAUAAAAUGUUUCAAUUGACUUUUAGUGCCAUUAAAUACAAAACAUGAGGAAAAAAAAGAAAACGAUAUCCCAUUUGGGAGUAUUUUUGAGUUGUUUCUACUUUUUGUUUAAGAGAAAAAAAAACAGAAAAAAAGAAUAAUUUUUACUCGACGCGUGUUGGAUGGACCUGUUUGGUACUUGGGACUGGUUGAGGUGGUGGGCGUGUCCCUGGAGGCGGGCAGGCGCGCAGGACGCAGCGCGAUUGGACUGCGGGCGUGUCACUCUCCCACUGAGCCACGCCCACUGGGCGCGGACCGCAGGGCACAGACACACCCUCUCGGAGUCGGACGGGUCAUGUGACUUACGCGGCGUGUGGAAUCGCUUCAUCAUCACUGCCUUCAGCCUGCACCGGUUUGCUUCCAUUUUGGGAAAGGGCGCUUCGUGUUCGCAGAAGGGUCGGGGCUUGGGGGGUGGUCAAUAUUAAGUAUGUGUCUUUGUUGCUGUUCGCAUUCAUUUUGUUUUUGUUUUUUUCUUAAAACUAAAGAGAAACUUCAGCUGACCAAGAACGAUAUGUGGCCAGCGCCUGAUGAAUGUUUGAUUUACUUUUUUUUGUUGUUGUUGUUGUCGUUGUUGUACAUGAAGCAGAAUGUCAAACACCAAGUAUUAUUUUUCUGUCAUUUAUUCCGUGCGCUUCACGACGCCAUUUCACCCGCCCCCGUCUCCCUUCCCCGUCGCCAAACAUGUAGCCUACCCACCAAACUCAUGAAGUCCAGCAGUAAUGCACUACUCACAAUGAAGGCUCCAUGCUACUCACCCAUGAAGUUUUAUUUAAAAUGGGAAUGAAUGACAGAGAAAUCAUGCAGGGAAUAUAAAACUAUUUCAGAAAUGUUAAAAACAUUCACUCUUCACAGCAGUGCAUGUUAGCUGCAACCAAAUCACUGAACCAUUACUUUUACAUUUCACAACCACCGUUAAAUGUCAGGUGCACAGUUAACAUAACUUUAGACCAAUAUUAAUCGUGAUCUUUGGGUAGGACUGUCCUUGUAGGUCAAAUAUGCCUCAUUUCCUCCCCACACAGUCAUUUUAAUGAUUGAGGGGAAAAAAGAUUUUAAGCUUGACGUCGAAAAAGGCUAUCGCAGAAGACUCCAUCAGUUGACAUCAUCACCGUUUUAUUGUGGCAUUGUUUAAUCAUAGAACAUAUGUCAACGUCCUCAGUGAAGAACACAAAUGACACAUUACGUGAAGAUAUUCAGAUGCUACCAUUAAAAAUGGAGGAGCCAACAUCUAAAUCUAGUCUGAAGGCCUGACUAGUCAGCAUUCCACUGUUGAGAAACUCAUAGCAGCCACACACCUGUCCCACACCGUUCUGGAGACAGAUCUGUGUACGUCCAAGAGCCAGCGUCAGCAGAACGGAGAAACAUUCGAGUGUUAGCGCAGUCCUGCUCCUUCCUCCAGACGCAGAUUGUAACUUAUAGCACGAUAGCGGAGAGGUCGGCACAUAAAGGGUUCCAGACCAGUUCGGACAUCAAUAACGGGUGCGAGAACUCGCCGCUGAAAAGAUCACGCAGGACUCAUCGAUUUUAUGACUGCAACCAACCACUCUUUUUAUUUAUUGACCUUUUUUGUUUGUUUUGUUUUCCUUUAUUUUUGCUGUUGAGGUCUCCGAUGUUUCUGUUGUCAGUGUGUCAGAUAUAUCUUGUUCCGUGACUACCAAAGAUAAACUACAAAAGUAAACAAUGUUCUCUGUUCCAUGCUUUAGCAGACAAGGCCAAAAAUAUCAUCCUCUCUCCCAAUUGAUGUGAACAGAAUUUUAAGGUGGAGAACUCUGAACUAUGUCUAGCUUAUAGAAACAGAUUCAUUAGAAAUUAAAGCUCCUCAAAAAGUUACUGUCGUCGACAUUUAAGCCAAAGGUGUCACAUUUAGAGUAUCUGCAUGUCUUUGCAGUGACCAAAACUCGAGGGGGUAAGGGUGUGGGAUCGGGAAAAAUAUAUGACCAAAUUAGGGAACGGUGACUUUGGGCCAAUGAGAAAAUGGAGCAUUCCGUCGUGAAAUAAACUGUAUAGCAAAAGUUAUGGAUAUAAAUUGCUGAUGAUAGUUAUCAUCACAAUUAUUAUUUGCUAGUUUGACAAGUUUUACAGAGAACAAUGUGAGCAAUUCUAUACUUCAACUGGACCACAUGAUGAUUAAAUGUUUUAUGCUUCUUGUUUUGAAUUUGUAACCUAAAGAUUGUAUGCCACUUUUUUUUUUUUUUUUUUUUUUUUUAAGUCUCCAGCAGGAUUCAUUUGUUCUUCGUUAACCUUGGCAACACUUUAUCAUUGUGUUUAGUUUCUGUCAACUUAUUACUUUUUUAUAUUAAAAAACACUCCUGUCAACUAAUAAGCUGGGUACAAGGUACUUUAUGGCAGUUUCUUUUUUUUAAUUUACCAUGCAUUUAUUAUUAAUAAAAAGGGCAAUCUGUGGUUUAGGAAAAAAUGUAUUUAAUAUCCAGGCAGCUGUGGGAUGGAGCAGUGGUAGUCGUGCUGGGAUCGUGAGAAUGACUCCUGGUCAUCCAAAGCCAGCCUUUUCGCUGGUUAGCUUGGUAUUUAAAAGGGGAAAAAGCUGGUAGAUUAGAACAUUCUCAGCAUGUGUAGCUUGACAUUACUAAAGAUAACAGCAUGAGAAAACUGUUAGUACGCAUACCUCAGUUCAAACCUAUAGGGAAUGAUUAUAAAAUAAAAAAUAAAAAAAAAUAAAAAAACAUUUCACUCAGUUGCACUUAGUCGUAUGUCUUGCAUGUUUAGUCUAAAAAUUGUAGCAAAAAAUAUUUUAAAAAAAAUAAUGAAAAAUACAAAAAAUUGAAAAUUAGAGCUUGUUUAUCUGGAGGGUGUCAUCCUUUUUAGCGAAACCAAUCCAAACCUCAGGCCUUUUUCAUGAAGCGAUCACCCAGCUCUGUUCAGUCAUUUUUCUACUGUCUGUCCAUCUGUUUCCACACAUCCACUGGCUUCUUCCGGGUGGGUUUUUGGGUAGUACAUACAUGUCGCUAUAACCUUGUGGCUUAUCUAUGUCGGAUUCCUUUCUGUUCCUUUCGAUGAUAAAAAAAGUACAUCUGUGUUAUUACGUUUGCUUUAUUGCGACUGCUUUGUAUUUACUAUUAAAAUAGCUAUGGAAAAACUGCUGUAUGUAUUGGAAUAGCAAACUGUGCUGCAAAUGUAUUUUACUUAGUAAUCCUUGCUUUAAAAGUCAUACAUGCAGACGGCUGUGCGAUGG
Messenger RNA from Conger conger (European conger), 5987 nucleotides. It is a transcript of the gene foxp1b, whose product is annotated as forkhead box P1b. Gene Ontology annotation, biological process: regulation of transcription by RNA polymerase II. The transcript has 20 exons. Lineage: Eukaryota; Metazoa; Chordata; Actinopteri; Anguilliformes; Congridae. Bases 493 to 2592 code for a protein of 699 amino acids. Gene Ontology annotation, cellular component: nucleus. The record is from RefSeq and is a predicted model, not a curated record. Gene Ontology annotation, molecular function: RNA polymerase II cis-regulatory region sequence-specific DNA binding; DNA-binding transcription repressor activity, RNA polymerase II-specific.